Molecule: messenger RNA, 1755 nt
Organism: Dissoconium aciculare CBS 342.82
Lineage: Eukaryota; Fungi; Ascomycota; Dothideomycetes; Mycosphaerellales; Dissoconiaceae
Exons: 1
Coding region: 1-1755 (584 amino acids)
Biological process (GO): osmosensory signaling via phosphorelay pathway
Cellular component (GO): Mcs4 RR-MAPKKK complex
Molecular function (GO): phosphorelay response regulator activity; protein kinase activator activity
Source: RefSeq, a predicted model, not a curated record
AUGGCGCAACCCAUCAUGCGAAAGAUAUGGGUGAAGCGACCAAGCGCGUCGGCCACGCUUGUGCAGAUCCGGGAGGACGAUCUGGUUGACGAUGUGCGGGAUAUGAUCCUGAAGAAAUAUGCAAACUCUCUCGGCAGAACAUUCGAUUCACCUGACAUGACGCUGCGCAUUUUGAUGCGACCCAACCAGGCCGGUCUUCGUGUAGAGCAUAUUCUCGGCCCGGAGGAAGAGAUGAUCAAGGUCAUCGAGAAAUAUUUCCCGGAUGGUCAAAAGGUUGCGGAUGCAUUGCUCAUUGACGUCCCACAGAAGAGGACGCCGCGACCAUCGCCACGAGCCUUGCCGACCCAAAAUUACUAUUCCAUGGACGACUAUCGACCUAUGGAGAACGGGAAUGACUACUUCCCUCCGAUGGCUGAAGCUAGCGCUCCUAAUAUCUUGUUGGGCCCAGUGCCACCGCGAGAUCAGCACAAUGGCGACCACGGCCCACGGUCUAUUUCGGUACUCAAUACUGGGCAGAUCGCGCCUAUACCGUCGCCAGGCGCAGGGGGUCGACGACAUGCGGCACAUCGUCCAAAAUAUGGUCGCCAGCACACGUCCUCGCCAGUGAUUGUGCAACAUACAAUGAACGGAGCUUCGGCCUAUUCAAAUGUACCCAUACUGCCAGCACCGCAUCGUAACUCCACCCGCGGCCGCGCCGACUCGUCGGCGUCCGAAGCGAACAGAUCGAUGACUGCUAACGCAGCGCCACCCGCUCCCCCCUUACCUUCACCACCGGCUCCGAUAGUACAGUCCGCCAUUGUCAACACCUCUCACCCGCCAACGCCUUCUGGCGGCGCGCACCGCAGGACGAAACCGCAGAAACUCCGACGAGCGACUCCAGAGAAAGCCGUCAUACGCUCAGCGAUUCGGGCCGGCACGGACGGUUACGCUGUCGACCCUGUGAUGCCGAGCAUCUCAAGCAUGUUGGACAGCUCGGCACCUCCGAUCAACGUGUUGAUUGUUGAGGAUAACAGUGUCAAUUUGAAAAUCAUGGUGGGGUUGAUGAAAAGACUUAAAGUGCGGUGGCAAACCGCUGAGAACGGACGGAUAGCAGUCGACAAAUGGCGGGAGGGGGGGUUCCAUUUGGUCGUGAUGGAUAUUCAGAUGCCAAUCAUGAACGGUCUCCAAGCGACCAAGGAGAUCCGAAGGCUUGAACGGGUCAAUGGUAUCGGCGUGUUUUCCUCUUCCGCACCGAGCAGCCCGACUGAAAAUACAUCGAACGACAUGAACGGCAAGGGCAAGGAGAUCGCGGAGAAGCCUCCCCGGCCCGCACACAAUCCGGAAGACGAUGAACUACCCGUGGGCGAAGGUCUCUUCAAAUCUCCAGUGAUCAUCGUUGCUCUGACCGCAUCAGCCCUCCAAUCCGAUCGUCAUCAAGCACUCGCGGCCGGGUGCAACGACUUCCUCACGAAACCUGUAUCCUUCCACUGGCUGGAGCGGAAGAUCAAGGAAUGGGGUUGCAUGCAGGCGCUCAUCGACUUUGACGGCUGGCGCCAAUGGCGAGACGUUGCAGCGCGCGAGGCCGCAGGCAAGACCGACGCGCAGAAGCUCAAGGAUCAGGAGGCGGAUGCCAAGUCACGCAAAUUGGCAGAGAAAAUGGCAUUGCUGGAAGAGAAGAAAGCAAAAUUAAAAGCAGCGUCUGCUGACUCCGCUGGUGCUGGUUCGAGUGGGACAUCCAUGCCCUCGGCUGGCGCGACUGUUGCUGCGGCAGAGUAA